GGGAAUUAAGUGGAUCAGGUAGAAUGCUGUGGGAAUUGAAGGGGAGUUUAAAAGGAUCAAGCCAUCUGUCAACGUGUAUUCCUUUAAUGCAAUGACAUGAAAUAAAAUGCCAUAGAGGUUUCAUUUUCAUACCACAGCAAAAGACAAGGAGUUCUAAACGGAUAAGGAGUUCAAAGAAUUGCAAAUUGUGAAUAAUUCCAGCCUUUUGGAGGAUUUUGCUGCAUUCAUUUCAUCGGGUAUCUCAGCAAGCAAUCUUUUGCAAUCGUAUCUCUUUCCUUCUUAAUCACACUAUAUCUCUCUUAAUCCUCACGCUAGUUAUCCGUCUUAAUCGCCCAAAUCCCGUCGAAUCUCCACGAAUCCUUCUAUUCUCCAUUAGGACUGAACCGAGAUAUACAUAUACACGGGGACUGAAACGUUCUUCACAAAUUGAACAGUGAGGACUAAAACGUGGGACUGAAAUGAACGGCUCCGAUAUUUUUUCAUUUCGUUCUCAAAUUAGAAUUGUAGUCAGAUUCGAUGAACGGUGUGGUUUUUAAUUCUUUUAUUCCAGAGAUUUAAUUAUUUUAUUUGUAAUUAUGACAAAACUUUAUGGAAAUCCUGAUAAUUUUCGUGUCAAGAAAGUUCUAGUUGCCGCAAAAUUAGCCAAUAAAGAAAUCAAAACGACUAAUGAAGCUCCUCCGUCUGAAUUAUUUCCACUUGAACUUGUUCCAGCACUCGAAGAUGGGGAUGUUCAUUUAUUUGGUGCUGUAGCUAUUUCAAAAUAUAUUUUAGGAAAUAAUUCUCAAUAUUUCCCGAAGGAUCCAUUACUUGAGCAAUGGCUUUUUUGGGGUGAUAAUUAUCUCCUUUCAAAUGUUCUUUCCUAUGUUCUUCCGAGCAUUUCUGCAGCGAAGAUUGAUCAGGAAAUUGUGGAAAAGGCACGUACCGAGCUUCUCGAUCAAUUGACACGUUUGGAUUCCAUCAUUCUCCAUAAAACAUUUUUGGUAGGGGAACGGAUUUCUUUUGCAGAUAUUUCUUUGGCUGCCAAUUUGCUUCCUGCUUACCAAUAUGUUUUAGGCGAAGAAGAGCGAAAGAAAAUUUGUAAUGUAACUCGUUGGUUUCAAACUGUUAUAAAUCAUCCUGGAGUGAAUGAAGUCAUUGGGGAAUUAAAAUUUAUUACCAAACCGGCAAAAUUUAAUGAUAAAGAAUUCGAAAAAAUUGCUGGGAUGCUAUCACGACCUGUUGCUGAAGAAAAAACUCCAAAGGAUAAAGGAAAGAAGGACAAAGGACAGAAGCAAAAAGAGCAAACUCCAAAACAAGAAAAACAACAACCAAAGAAGGAGAAAAAGGAUGAAGAAAUGGAUCCUACGGAAGAAGCAAUCUCUGCUCAACCAAAGUUUGUUGAUCCUUUGGCUGCUCUCCCAAAAGGCAACUUUUCAAUGGAUGGCUUCAAGCGUGUUUAUUCAAACGAAGAUACAGCUACAAAAGCAAUCCCCUACUUUUGGGAAAAUUUCGAGCCCGAAAACUAUAGUAUUUGGUACGCGGAAUAUAAAUUUCCCCAAGAACUUCGACUUGUAUUUAUGUCUGCAAAUUUAAUCGGAGGGAUGUAUCAGCGCCUUGAAAAAAUGAAGAAAACUUCAUUCGCGUCUGUUUGCCUUUUUGGAACUGACAACAAUUCUACCAUCUCUGGAAUUUGGGUAUGGCCAGGGCAACAACUUGCCUUUGAGCUAUGCCCGGAUUGGCAAGUGGACUAUGAGAGCUACGAGUGGAAAAAGCUCGAUCCAAAUGACGAGUCAACUAAGAAAAUGGUGAAUGAAUAUCUAUUGUGGGAGGGGGACUUUGGCGGUAAGAAGUUUAACCAAGGGAAGAUUUUCAAAUGA
Molecule: messenger RNA, 1856 nt
Organism: Meloidogyne enterolobii
Lineage: Eukaryota; Metazoa; Nematoda; Chromadorea; Rhabditida; Meloidogynidae
Source: the annotation of a GenBank genome assembly